Molecule: messenger RNA, 785 nt
Organism: Brachypodium distachyon (stiff brome)
Lineage: Eukaryota; Viridiplantae; Streptophyta; Magnoliopsida; Poales; Poaceae
Product: ferredoxin
Exons: 1
Coding region: 110-565 (151 amino acids)
Biological process (GO): electron transport chain
Molecular function (GO): 2 iron, 2 sulfur cluster binding; electron transfer activity
Source: RefSeq, a predicted model, not a curated record
ACGUGAGACAGGAUCACAGGACAUCGGCACGGCGCCUUAUCCUCUAGCACGCCCGCCUUCACCCUCCGUCACCACCGGCCGCACCGCACGCACACACAAGUCACACACCAUGGCCGCCGCUGCUCCCUGUUCACUGCUCCACCUGGCCACCUCAAUCUCCAUCUCCUCCCCGCGCCUCCAUCUCGGCCACGCCACCAGCCCGCUCCGCCGGAAGCAUUAUCAGGAGCAGCUGCGGGUCACGGCGGCGGCGCGGGCUUACAAGGUGACGAUCGAGCACGGGGAGGAGUCACGGGUGGUGGAGAUGGAAGGGGACGAGAACAUCCUGGAGCGGGCGCUGGAGGAAGGGCUGGACGUGCCGCACGACUGCAAGCUGGGCGUGUGCAUGACGUGCCCGGCCCGGCUGGUGUCCGGCAAGGUGGACCAGAGCGACGGCAUGCUCAGCGACGAUGUCGUGGCCCAGGGCUACGCGCUGCUCUGCGCCGCCUACCCGCGCUCCGACUGCACCAUCCGCGUCAUCCCCGAGGACGAGCUGCUCCAGGUCCAGCUCGCCACAGCCAACGACUGAAUCUUGUACAGUAUAUGUUCUCGCCUAGUCGCCUCGCGUCAGAUCCCAGACUUGUUGUACAAUGUCAUUGUGCAAUAUGCUCCUUUUGCCUGAUUAGUUGCUUCAAUUGGGUGGGAUAUGUGGCCCGAACAUUCUAGCUUGUUGGUUAUGUUUGGGUUUGUCGAUUUAACUGCGGCUCAAGUAUUAGAGAAACGAAACGAGAUGAAGCACGGCAUUGCAA